AUGUCUACCAAACCAUUAUGGUACAGAUGGGCUAGAGUCUACUUCACUGGCUCUUGUAUUGUUGGUACAGGAGUGGUCUUAUACAAGUACACCACCCCUACCGAUGAGGAACUAAUUGCUGCCUUCUCUCCUGAGAUCAGGGCAGAAUAUGAACGCAACAGGGAAUUAAGACAGAAAGAACAAGCCGAAUUGAUGAGAAUAGCGAAAAUAACUUCCCAGUCAAAUGACCCAAUAUGGAAGACCGGACCUAUUGGUUCCCCAUUCGAGAAAGAUCAGCGUAACUUGAAUCAACAACUUAUCGACUAUGAGCAGACCCGUAGAGAAAGUGGAAACGACCAAAAGAGGAUCGAAAUUGCACAAGCAGAACAAGAUUUGAUAGAAGCUGAAAACUUGGCAAAGAAGAAGUCUAGCUGGUGGAGGAUAGGUUGGUAA
Molecule: messenger RNA, 432 nt
Organism: Suhomyces tanzawaensis NRRL Y-17324
Lineage: Eukaryota; Fungi; Ascomycota; Pichiomycetes; Serinales; Debaryomycetaceae
Exons: 1
Coding region: 1-432 (143 amino acids)
Biological process (GO): mitochondrial respiratory chain complex III assembly
Cellular component (GO): mitochondrial membrane
Source: RefSeq, a predicted model, not a curated record